GGUUGCCGCCAUUACGCUGUCUGUCAAAUUAGUCCGAUGUCCAAUAAAAUUUGAGCUUUUUAAAAUUAACAGGAAGUCGUCCUUUUAACAGAAAUUUAGUGGCAUCUAAUUUGGAUAUUUCGUUGAGAAAUGGCUCAAAAUAUUAAUCCACAUUACGCUUCAUCGUCUAAUCCAGCGAAACAGAAUGAGGACACGAUAAAAUUAAAAGAUAAUCAUGCAGUCAGUAAACGAUUGCAAAAAGAGUUGAUGGAGCUAAUGAGAAGUGCUGACAAAGGUGUAUCAGCCUUCCCGGAAUGCGAAAACCUGUUCAAAUGGAUCGGUACAAUUAGUGGGCCCCAAGACACAGUUUACGCGGGGCACAAAUACAAACUGUCCCUGGAAUUUCCUAAUUCUUACCCGUAUGCGCCUCCCGUAGUGAAAUUUUUGACGCCUUGUUUUCACCCUAACGUAGACACUUGUGGGUUAAUAUGUUUGGACAUUUUGAAGGACAAGUGGACGGCUUUGUAUGAUGUGCGCACAGUUUUAUUGUCCAUUCAGAGUCUGCUAGCCGAGCCCAAUACACAGAGCCCUUUAAACCAGCAAGCAUCAUACUUAUGGGCAAACCAAGAAGCAUACAAAAAGUACCUAGACGAAUUUUAUAGUAAACAUAAAGAUUCUUAGUCGAUUAGUUCACUUUAAUGUAUUUCAUUUUGAGUUGCAUUGUAUUUUGUGUUGUGGUCGUUUGAAUAUGUUUGCAAAGAGAUUGGGAGCAUGGUUAUUUAUUAAUUUAUACCUAUUAGGAAUACAAAAGUUAUCUAAAUUUUAAUAUGUACAGUAUUAAAUUGAUUCCCAGCUUUAUCCCAAAAACUACAGAAUUAAAUUUUGUCAUUCCUUCAUAACAAUUUAAAUAUUUCGGAGUCUAAAUUACUUUAUAUGGUAAUCUGAUAAAAUGAUGUCGGUGACAAUGAUAUUGGGAAUGUCUUUCUCAGUCUGCCUUCUUUCCAUGUAAAAAGUUUUACAUGCUCCCAUCUCUUGUUUGAUUAAGAUGGAGUCUAUAUGAAAGAAUCACUGACAAUUAUAAUUCUUUAGUGCAAUUUAA
Plodia interpunctella (Indianmeal moth) is the source of this 1078-nucleotide messenger RNA. RefSeq names its product vihar (gene vih). The coding region runs from base 130 to 660 and encodes 176 amino acids. The transcript has 2 exons. The record is from RefSeq and is a predicted model, not a curated record. NCBI's taxonomy places the organism in Eukaryota, Metazoa, Arthropoda, Insecta, Lepidoptera, Pyralidae.